Didymodactylos carnosus is the source of this 474-nucleotide messenger RNA. NCBI's taxonomy places the organism in Eukaryota, Metazoa, Rotifera, Eurotatoria, Philodinida, Philodinidae. The record is from the annotation of a GenBank genome assembly.
AUGAUCGGAAUUGGUACGUCGAAACGUUGUCCACAAACACAAAUGCGAGAUGUGAAUAUUCGAUGUGUAAUUGGAGCCAAUCUCGCUGGUAUCGCCCACCAAGGUCGAGCAAAAUUAUUCGGAAUUUUAAACGUACCACCUCCCCUCGAUGACGACCAUUAUUCACACACCGUCGCUCAUGUCCUGCCUAGUCUUCGAGCUCAUCAACAAAACUCUAUGUCGACAGCCGUUGAAGAAGCUUGCACUCAAUCAGGCGGUCAACAGUUGAGUGUAAGUGGAGACGAAAGCUGGCAGUGUCGUGGAUUUUCAAGUUUGAAUGGCGUAGCCGCAGUCAUGUCCAGCUCAACAACCGCCAAAGUGUUGGAUAUCGAACGAAUGUCGAAGAAGUGUUCGACGUGUGUUGGCGCCCUCAGUAUUAAACAUAUGAACAGAGAAAAGUGCAAUGGAGGUGGACGGAAUCUAUCGCCUGUUUGA